AUGCAAGGUCGCGACACCGGUGGUGGGGGUCAUCAGCGAGGGAGAGCUCAGGUUGAGGGAAACAGAAUGUUGGCGGAUAGAGGUGGUUUAUGGUAUAGGGUCCUAGUAGUGCGGUAUGGUGAGACGGCUGGGCGGUUGGAGGUUGGGGGCAGGAGUGUUUCAUCUUGGUGGCGGGAAGUAGCGAAGAUUAGGGAUGGGGUAGGCGAUGUAGAGGGGGGCUGGUUUGCAGAGAGGGUGUCGAAAAAAGUAGGAGAUGGCUCUAGUACUUACUUUUGGUAUGACAAGUGGCUUGGUGAUGUUCCUUUUUGUAUCAGGUUCCGUCGUCUAUUUAAUUUAGUGUCUAAUAAGUUGAGCACGGUAGCUGAUAUGGUUGAUGGAGAGGCGUGGAGUUGGCGGCGUAGGUUGAGGGUGUGGGAGGAGGAUAUGCUAGAGGAGUGUAGGCAUUUAAUUAAUGGUGUCGUUUUGCAGUCUGAUAUUUCUGAGAGGUGGCAAUGGGACUUUGAUUCUGAUUGCGGUUACACGGUGAGAGGUGUCUAUCAACAACCGACAGCUCAGGUUCAACCUCCAGAUGCUACCAUUGGAGAUCUUAUCUGGCAUAAUCAGGUGCCGCUUAAGGUUUCCAUUUUUGCUUGGAGAUUGUUAUGGGAUAGGUUGCCGACUAAGAAUCAUCUCCUCCGGCGUGGCAUCAUCGUUGGCGAGGUAGCAUUGUGUGUUACUGGGUGCGGCAUGACAUAG
This is a messenger RNA of Medicago truncatula (barrel medic), 735 nucleotides long. RefSeq lists its product as uncharacterized. NCBI's taxonomy places the organism in Eukaryota, Viridiplantae, Streptophyta, Magnoliopsida, Fabales, Fabaceae. The transcript has 2 exons. The coding region runs from base 1 to 735 and encodes 244 amino acids. The record is from RefSeq and is a predicted model, not a curated record.